AUGGAGGCACGAGGCCGGGGACAAAACGCUUCUGAAAGCACACAGCACUUGUGGAGGGAGGAGGAGGAGGGGGAGGAGGAGGAGGAGGAGGGGGGAGGGAGGAGGAGGAGGGAGGAGGGGGGAGGAGGAGGAGGAGGGGGGAGGUGCGGGGGUGUGAAGCUGCUGGAGAACCAGGCCUUUGUGGAGGGCGUGCAGGAGCAGGUGAACGGGGCCCUGCUGGAGUACACUGUGGCCUCCUACCCUCAGUUCCAGGAGAAGUUCAGUGAGCUCCUGGUGCGCCUCCCUGAGCUGCGCCUCCUCAGCACCCAGGCCGAGGACUUCCUCUGCUACAUGCACCUCAGCGGGGAGGUGCCCUGCAACAACCUCCUCAUCGAGAUGCUGCACGCCAAGAGGGCCUGCGUGAGGAGGAGGAGGAGGAGCCAAGGAGGAGGAGGAGCCAAGGAGGAGGAGGAGGAGGAGGAGGAGGAGCUGAGGAGGAGCAAGGAGGUGCACUGUGGGACCCUCACCACCGCCAUCUUUGUGCUGUCUCCGUGGUUACGGAGUACACAGACCUGUGUGGGCACCUCCCCCACCUCCUCGGACACAGACCUGUGUGGGCACCUCCUCCACCUCCUCGGACACAGACCUGUGUGGGCACCUCCUCGGACACAGACCUGUGUGGGCAUCUCCUCCACCUCCUCAGACACAGACCUGUGUGGGCACCUCCUCCACCUCCUCGGACACAGACCUGUGUGGGCACCUCCUCCACCUCUUUGGACACAGACCUGUGUGGGCACCUCCUCCACCUCUUUGGACACAGACCUGUGUGGGCACCUCCCCCACCUCCUCGGACACAGACCUGUGUGGGCACCUCCUCCACCUCCUCAGACACAGACCUGUGUGGGCACCUCCUCCACCUCUUUGGACACAGACCUGUGUGGGCACCUCCCCCACCUCCUCGGACACAGACCUGUGUGGGCACCUCCUCCACCUCCUCAGACACAGACCUGUGUGGGCACCUCCUCCACCUCCUCAGACACAGACUUGUGUGGGUAUCUCCUCCACCUCCUCAGACGCAGACCUGUGUGGGCACCUCCUCGGACACAGACCUUCGUGGGCAUCUCCUCGGACACAGACCUUCGUGGGCACCUCCUCCUCUUGCACCUCCUCCUGGGACCUAGUUUAAAAAAGAAAACUAGUUAUGUACAAACUGAGGGUUUAGGGGGGACUGACACGGGGGAGGGGGCUCACCCUCUCACCCUCACCCUCUCACCCACUCACCCUCUCACCCACUCACCCUCUCACCCUCUCACCCACUCACCCUCACCCACUCACCCUCUCACCCAAUCACCCACUCACCCUCUCACCCACUCACCCUCUCACCCACUCACCCUCUCACCCACUCACCCUCUCACCCUCUCACCCUCUCACCCUCUCACCCACUCACCCUCUCACCCUCUCACCCACUCACCCUCUCACCCUCUCACCCUCUCACCCACUCACCCUCUCACCCACUCACCCACUCACCCACUCACCCUCUCACCCACUCACCCACUCACCCUCUCACCCACUCACCCUCUCACCCACUCACCCUCUCACCCACUCACCCUCUCACCCUCUCACCCACUCACCCUCUCACCCUCUCACCCUCUCACCCACUCACCCUCUCACCCACUCACCAUCACCCUCUCACCCAUCACCCACCCUCUCACCCACUCACCCUCUCACCCACUCACCUCUCACCCACUCACCCAUCACCCUCUCACCCUCUCACCCACUCACCCUCUCACCCACUCACCUCACUCACCCACUCACCCACUCACCCUCUCACCCUCUCACCCUCACUCACCCACUCACCCUCUCACCCUCACCACUCACUCUCACCCACUCACCCUCUCACCCUCACCCUCACCCACUCACCCUCACACCCUCUCACCCACCACUCACCUCUCACCCUCUCACCCUCUCACCCACUCACCCUCACCCUCACCCAACUCACCCUCUCACCCACUCACCCACUCACCCUCUCACCCACUCACCCAAUCACCCUCUCACCCACUCACCCAAUCACCCUCCACCCAAUCACCCUCACCCACUCACCCAAUCACCCUCUCACCCACUCACCCAAUCACCCUCUCACCCUCUCACCCACUCACCCUCUCACCCACUCACCCUCUCACCCUCUCACCCACUCACCCUCUCACCCACUCACCCUCUCACCCUCUCACCCCUUCAAUCAAACACAUAUAA
Messenger RNA from Knipowitschia caucasica, 2229 nucleotides. The record is from the annotation of a GenBank genome assembly. NCBI's taxonomy places the organism in Eukaryota, Metazoa, Chordata, Actinopteri, Gobiiformes, Gobiidae.